Anastrepha ludens (Mexican fruit fly) is the source of this 2403-nucleotide messenger RNA. Its product is annotated as activity-regulated cytoskeleton associated protein 1-like. The record is from RefSeq and is a predicted model, not a curated record. The coding region runs from base 219 to 947 and encodes 242 amino acids. The transcript has a single exon. Lineage: Eukaryota; Metazoa; Arthropoda; Insecta; Diptera; Tephritidae.
CAACCACUGCGAGCUUAACAUAGAUGUUUUCUCUCUGUUUCUGUAACUACAAAAGCCGCUAGGCUGCAAAAUCAAAGGCAGUCACUCACAACCACAGCCAGUGAUUAAUACUUGGCCACGAAGGCAUUCGCUAUCACCAAUAGACUUUGACCUCAGCUAGCAACAACAAACAUUCCAGUGAAUACAACACAAACAAACGAACAGCUAUAUUUAACAAAAUGGAACAAAAUCAAAAUAUCGUUCAAAUGACCAACGAUCAACUGCAGUCACUAUUAGAGUCGGUACGUUUAGCCGCCAUGGCAGGCGCUCCAGCCAACAUCCAAGCCAAAGGCAGCUUUAGCAACUGUAGCAGCUGCUUUGGUGGUCAGCGCGACCAUGAGAUCGUCGAGGAGUUCAUCACCUCCAUUGUUACCUACAAAGAAAUCGAGUCGAUCAGCGAUGAAGACGCACUUAAGGGACUAUCUUUACUGUUCUAUGGUCUGGCGUCCACUUGGUGGCAAGGCGUGCGCAGAGAAGCGAAAACUUGGAAAGAAGCCAUUGCAUUGAUUCGCGACCACUUUUCGCCCACCAAACCCGCCUACCAGAUUUACAUGGAGAUCUUCGAAAAGAAACAGGACGACCGUACUGCUAUUGAUACGUUCAUCUGCCAUAAGCGCGCUUUACUUGCUCAACUGCCAGAGGGACGUCACGACGAGGAAACCGAAUUGGAUUUGGUCUAUGGUCUGCUGAACAUCAAGUAUCGUAAGAACAUUCUACGCCAAGACAUUAAGACGUUCCGCGAAUUACUUGAGAAGUGCCGUAUUAUCGAAAACAAUGACUUGGAAUCAGAGGAAGUUCCACCGGUUCCAGUGCGUGAUUUCAAACGUCCUAAACGCUGUACAUAUUGUAACUUCCGAGGUCACACAUUCGAAGAGUGUCGAAAGCGCAAAAUUGCGACUGAUCAAUAAAUACAACCAAACUUCGCACUGCAACAGCUUCCUAACCAGGUAUUCCUGGAACCACCUACGUACGAUAACUACCAUAUACACACACAACAACAAACAAUGGACAAUGACAUCAUCACUUAGUGACGUCUCAAUCUGAGCAGCUUACGCCGGUACCGUAUUACUGAAGCAAAACUUUCGCUCUCUCCAACGAAGCGGAGAAACAGCGCCCAACGGUGUUGAUUUGUUGAUGAAUAGCGGCAACAACAGCAACAAAACUAUUUAGACUUAGUAUUAGUAUAUAAAUUCACAUAUACAUUCAUAGAAAUAAUUAUUGUGAGUUUGAGUUGUUCUUUGCCCCUACAAAACUUUUGGAAAUUUUAUGUGGAAGGGGAAAGUUUUCUAUGCACUUUAGCGGUUCUUUGAUUGCUUUGUCUUAAAUGCGUUAUUAUUUCCAAUAGAGAUGUACGGAGUGAAGGCAUCUUGGAUUCACGAAUGUCUUUCAUCCAACCGCAAACGCGAGUUUACGCUGUGUCAAACACGGCUCCAGAUGGCUACGAACGCCAGCAAUGGAGUUCCUUCAUAGCCGAACAGUAUUUAUAUCUCGAGCCACAAUUCGAACCAGCCAUACUUCAACAAUAUUGGUGACAAUUUGCUUUAUCUCAGAUUUCGUACACUUGUGAGCAUAUCAUAGUAGCUAGCAUCUCUGCGGACAUUCCGGUGGCUCAAUAUGAACCUACAAGUCUCACCUUUGGGAUACAAUAGAAAGUGACGACUAACUUUCGGUCGAAGAAAAACGUUUGAUUUAUUGUGUGAGUUGUUGGGAUCCGAAGCAGAUUGCUCCCUUUAUGAAGAUGACUGAGGAGAUGAGUACUCGAAACAUCGCUGCAUUUGCCUGUUGGUGACAGUGGUUAAAUAGGCAUUCAGUGAGAGUUUGUGGUGUGACAAAACCGAAACUCACUUGCAAGUUUUUUUUAAACGUUUUAAUACUUUUAUAUUUACAUUUUUGUAAUGAUAUCGAAAAAUUGUACAACAAUGGGAUCGAGAUCGUCAUUCGCCAACUGAUUUGCACUCCUUCAUUUACUCAACUCUACGGCUUAGAUUCGCCGCUCAUUUCGCCUCCGGAAAUGUUCCGAUAGUCUUGGCUCUCUCAAAGAGACACAGAAAUUUUUCGUGUUGCAGUUUUCAGUUUAUUCAGAUUAUUCACUAGUGUGAUUUACCGAAAGCAUUAAAAUCUGGAGGAACUGAUCCGUAUUUCGGUUCAAAUGCGGUUGGUAGUGUCACCAGCUAAAGGUUUAGCGAGGGCACUACAGUCUGAGCAUAAACAUUCGAGGUCACAAGGGAACUAUGCAUUUAAGACUGCCUUAUUUAAAUAUUUGUAAUAUUACAUCACCCAAUUCUAAGUUUGGAAAAAGAAGAAGAAGCAAAAGAUUUAGUAGAUAGAAAAAUAAAAGAAGUCUGACUAAUUUAUAUAUUUAAA